Messenger RNA from Populus nigra (black poplar), 1561 nucleotides. Its product is annotated as probable inactive purple acid phosphatase 28. Gene Ontology annotation, molecular function: hydrolase activity, acting on ester bonds. The record is from RefSeq and is a predicted model, not a curated record. The transcript is spliced from 4 exons. Gene Ontology annotation, cellular component: cytoplasm. NCBI's taxonomy places the organism in Eukaryota, Viridiplantae, Streptophyta, Magnoliopsida, Malpighiales, Salicaceae. Bases 102 to 1334 code for a protein of 410 amino acids.
UCGGUCUGAAACAGAUAAACAGUAAAAAAUGCCGUCUCCUUUUUCUCAAUUCUUGGAGCUGUGAGCAAGCAAGCGAACUAGCUAGCUAGUUAGCAGAAGAAAUGAGCAAAACCAUGGAAGGACUCUAUUCUCUUCUCUAUCUAACCUUAGUCUUUACAAUCCUCUUCACUCUACACACCCAGGUUGCUCACAAAUUACUCGUAGGCUACCACCCUCUUCACCUCAAGAAAUCCCCACAUCUCCCUCUCAGGUUCAAUUCUGAUGGCACCUUCAAAAUCCUCCAGGUGGCUGAUAUGCAUUACGGAACUGGGAUGCUGACACGGUGUAGAGAUGUGUUAGCUUCUGAGUUUGAUUACUGUUCUGAUUUGAACACCACUCGUUUUCUUAAGAGGAUCAUUCAAUCUGAGAAGCCUGAUUUCAUUGCUUUUACAGGAGAUAACAUAUUUGGACCAAGCACUCAUGAUGCUGCAGAAUCUCUGCUUCGUGCCUUUGGUCCUGCCAUGGAUUCUGGACUUCCAUGGGCUGCAGUUUUAGGAAACCAUGACCAAGAAUCAACAAUGACUCGAGAAGAAUUAAUGUCUUUCAUAUCCUUGAUGGAUUACUCAGUCUCGCAAACCAAUCCACCUGUGGAUGAUCUCUCUAGCGCCGCUGAAGGAGACGUGACAAAAAAUAUUGAUGGAUUUGGGAAUUAUAACCUCAGAGUAUAUGGUGCUCCAGGUUCCCAUUUGGCAAACAGAAGUGUCCUCAAUCUUUUCUUUCUUGACAGUGGAGACAGAGAGGUGGUUCAAGGAAUUCGAACUUAUGGAUGGAUUAAGGAAUCUCAGCUUCGUUGGCUUCGUAGUGUUUCUAAGGGAUAUCAGGGCCAAAAGCAGGAUAAUAAUCACUUGGAAGAGGCUUCAGUUUGUGCUAUACCCCCUGCAAUGGUUUUUUUCCAUAUCCCAAUUCCAGAAAUUCAGCAGCUAUACACCCAACAGAUUGUUGGAAAGUUUCAGCAACGUGUAUCUUGUUCAUCAAUGAACUCAGGAGUCUUACAGACCAUUAUAUCCAUGGGAGUUGUAAAGGCUGUGUUCGUGGGCCAUGAUCACACCAAUGACUUUUGUGGGAAUUUAAAAGGUAUAUGGUUUUGUUACGGGGGAGGAUUUGGGUAUCACGGUUAUGGAAAGGCCGGAUGGCCACGUAGAGCAAGGAUCAUAUUAGCAGAACUUGAGAAGGGUGAGAAGUCCUGGAUGGGGGUGGAGAGGAUCAGCACGUGGAAGCGCCUUGAUGAUGAGAAGCUGAGAAAGCUUGAUGAACAAGUCUUAUGGCAAUCACACCCGUCAUGCAAGAUGACGUGAUUGCAGGUGUCGAUAAACCAUAUCAUGAUAUCAUCCAUCUGAAUCAUCUGAUCAUGUUGUAUAUUCUCCAUGUUCUGUUUAUGCUAUUGUUUCUUAUUGUUACAAUAACUGAGAAGAUCUCCUUGUGCGCUUGUAACUUGAUGUAACUUAGAAUUAGUUGCAAGUAUUUGCAACUUAAUUUGAAGCAGAUAAGAAAUGCAGGAGACAAUAGUUGCUUUGCUUCGCAA